UUCAACUCUCGCUUGAGGAUAUUCCCAUUUCGAGCGACACCCAGAAUCCCGCCCCCCCAGCCAGCUCCACGGAUACCCCAGUAAUGCGCAGACAGUAAGCAAUUUCCUUUGAACGAGGGCACCGCGACACAAUCCUAGGCGACUGAAUCGCGCCCUCAAACGAUACGAUAUACGUCGCGUUCAGUCCCCCCAACAAGCGAACAUGGCCCCCGAGCCUACCAACACAUCGUGGGAUCACGAGUACCACACCAUUCGUCGCGAGAAGCUUUUUCGAAAUCCCCCGACCGACAGGACUGCCUAUCCUGCCCUCCAGCUCGCUGUUGAUCCCCAUAUCGAGUCGUUUAAUGCCCUCUUUCGCACCGACGGGAGGCCCAGCCUUCUCGACCAUGCGCUCGCCGAGAUCGGGACGAAGACUUUUCUAGAUGGAGAUGAGCGAGCGGCGCCCGCGGGUAGAAAUAAGCUGACUAUUCGGUACAAGAGCGUCACGCUUCAGAAGUCCCAGGUUCCGCCCUCCAACAAGUUUGCAAAGAGGCGCGAGAUCUUUCCAGCCGAGUGUAGAGAACGACACGUCUCGUACCGGGGGAAGCUCACGGCUGUUUUCGAGUACCGCAUCAACGAUGGCGAGCCUCAGGAGUUUGUCAGAGAAUUGGGCCAGAUGCCCAUCAUGGUCAAGUCCAAUAAAUGCCACCUUGAAAACAAUCCGCCGGCGCUUCUUGUGCAGAGAAAAGAGGAGUCCGAGGAGCUGGGCGGAUACUUCAUCAUAAACGGCAUUGAGAAGAUUAUCCGUCUGCUCCUAGUCAACCGCAGGAACUUCCCGCUGGCUAUUAUCCGCCCGAGUUUCGCCAACCGCGGUUCUUCGUAUACGCAGUACGGUAUUAUAGUACGGUCGGUCCGGCCAGACGAGACCUCGCAAACGAAUGUGCUCCACUACCUGAACGACGGAAACGUCACGUUCCGGUUCUCAUGGAGGAAGAACGAGUAUCUCGUGCCGGUCAUGAUGAUCCUCAAGGCCCUUAUCGAGACCAACGACCGAGAGAUUUUCGAGGGUCUGGUGGGCCCGCCAAACUCGAAAGGGAUCGAGAAUACUUUCUUGACAGACCGAGUUGAACUGCUCCUCCGCACAUAUAAAUCAUACGGUCUGUACACCAAAACACAGACCCGGGCGUAUCUGGGACAGAAGUUCCGGGUUGUGCUCGGUGUCCCCGAUACCAUGUCGGACUAUGAAGUAGGCACAGAAUUCCUCCGCAAGGUGGUUCUGGUGCAUCUUGGUUGUGUCGAUGUCACCGAGGAACAGGAUCUCGACAAGUUCAAGAUGUUGCUCUUCAUGUGCCGGAAGCUCUACGCCCUUGUUGCCGGCGACUGCGCAGUCGACAACCCCGACGCGGUGCAGAACCAGGAAAUCCUGCUCGGCGGCUUUCUGUACGGCAUGAUAUUGAAAGAGCGGCUUGAUGAGUUGCUCUCCGUCUCACUCAAGGCGGCUCUGCGAGAUUAUCUCAGACGAAACCCGACCCUCUCUUUCACGUCUUCCUCUUUUGCAAAGGACUUUCCCAUUUCCAUUUUCAGGAGGACAAACGAGAAUCUCGGCAAUGCCCUCGAGUAUUUCCUCUCGACCGGCAAUCUUCAGAGCCCCUCUGGUCUCGACCUGCAACAGACUUCGGGCUUCACCGUGGUGGCCGAGAAGCUCAAUUUCUUGCGUUUCAUCAGCCACUUCCGUAUGGUUCACCGUGGCAGUUUCUUCGCUCAGCUGAAGACCACGACCGUCCGGAAGCUGCUGCCUGAGUCCUGGGGUUUCCUGUGUCCCGUUCACACCCCUGAUGGUGCGCCUUGUGGACUGUUGAACCACUUGGCCCACAAAUGCAAGAUCAUGACGGAGUCGGUGGAUGUGUCGGCCGUUCCGGGCGUUGCUAUGGAGCUGGGCGUGAACGACUACUCGUCCGCCGCCACAAGCGAGAGUGUCGUCGUGAUGCUCGACGGCAGGAUUAUCGGCUGGUGUACCCCCAAAGCGGCCAAGGCUGUCGCUGACACCCUGCGGCGCUGGAAAGUGGAGGGCGGCCACGGCAUUCCGGUACUUUUGGAGAUCGGCUAUGUGCCUCCGUCCAGGGGCGGGUCGUAUCCUGGUAUCUAUAUGGCGUCUCAGCCGUCGAGGAUGGUCCGGCCGGUGAAGUAUUUACCGCUGGGCAAAGAAGAUUUCGUCGGCCCGCAUGAGCAGCCGUACAUGUCGAUUGCGUGUACAGAGGAAGAAGUCAUUCCAGGUGACUCAACACAUGUCGAGUUCGACCCUACCAACAUCCUCUCCAUCUUGGCCAACAUGACCCCCUUCUCCGACUUCAACCAGUCACCCCGAAACAUGUACCAGUGCCAGAUGGGUAAGCAAUCAAUGGGUACACCGGGAGCUGCAAUUCGGUAUCGGACGGACAACAAGAUGUACCGCCUCCAGACCGGCCAAACCCCUAUCGUCCGUGCCCCUUUGCACAAUACCUACGGUUUCGACAACUUCCCCAACGGCAUGAAUGCUGUGGUUGCUGUCAUCUCGUACACGGGCUAUGACAUGGACGAUGCCAUGAUUCUCAACAAGUCGGCGCACGAGCGAGGGUUCGGUCACGGCACAAUCUACAAGACCAAGAAGAUCAGUCUCAAGGAUGACACAAGGACCCGGACAUCCAAGACCAUCACCAGAAUGUUCGGUUUUGCUCCCGGCAGCCCCGUCAGGGCGUCGGACCGCGAAAUGCUCGACGAGGAUGGGCUGCCUUACGUGGGCCGCCUGGUUAGGGAGGGAGACAUUCUCUGUGCCUGGCACACUGUCUCGGCCGACUAUAGCGGGCAGCUAAUCAACCGAGACGGCAUCACGCACUGGGAGCGCUACAAGGAGGCGGAGGACGCCUUUAUCGAGGAGGUGCGCGUGAUCGGGAGCGACUCGGGGAAUGAACCCCUGCAGACAAUCUCGAUCAAACUCCGCAUCCCCCGGUCGCCCGUCAUCGGUGACAAGUUCUCGUCGCGUCACGGUCAGAAGGGCGUCGCGUCGCAAAAAUGGCCGGCCAUCGACAUGCCCUUCUCCGAGUCGGGCAUCCAGCCGGACGUCAUCAUCAACCCCCACGCUUUCCCGUCUCGCAUGACAAUCGGCAUGUUUGUCGAGUCACUUGCUGGCAAGGCCGGCGCUCUGCACGGCCUGGCACAGGACUCGACGCCGUUCAAGUUCAACGAGGAGCACACGGCGGCCGACUACUUUGGCCAGCAGCUGAUCAAGGCAGGUUACAACUACCACGGCAACGAACCCAUGUACUCGGGCAUUACUGGAGAGGAGUUUGCUUGCGACAUCUACAUCGGUGUGGUCUACUACCAGCGGCUGAGACACAUGGUCAACGACAAGUACCAGGUGCGCACAACGGGGCCGGUAGUCCCAACGACGGGCCAGCCCAUCAAAGGCCGCAAGAAGGGCGGCGGUAUCCGCGUGGGCGAAAUGGAGCGCGACGCGCUGCUGGCGCACGGCACCGCGUUCUUGCUGCAGGACCGCCUGCUCAACUGCUCGGACUACACCAAGGCGUGGAUUUGCCGCGAUUGUGGGUCGUUUUUGUCCGUGCAACCGACUGUGUCGCCGUUCAUUGGCAAGCGGAGGCAGGUCGGCACCGUCCGCUGUCGGAACUGCGCGCAGCGCCUGGAUCAGAUCGAGGGGCUGGAUCUGAUGAAGCUGGACGGGGAGAUCUGGGAGGACGGUCAAGGGGUGCAGUGGAUCGGCGGGGAAAACACCACAAUGGUGGUCGUACCGGGCGCGCUGAAGUUUCUGGAUGUGGAGCUGGCGGCCCUGGGCGUGAAGAUGAAGUUCCGGGUGGACACCAAGGACGCGAUUCGGAGGGGCCCUUUGAGGGCGACGGCACCGAAGACGCUCCCGAGUGUGGCGGCUUCGGCAUGAUGAAGCAACAUGUCACUCUUAUGUUUCGUACCAUUUUUUUAAGCCAGGUAAAAUACUCGGAUCGUUUUUCCGUUGUAGAGUUCCCCCAUGCUUUGCC
This is a messenger RNA of Thermothelomyces thermophilus ATCC 42464, 4004 nucleotides long. RefSeq lists its product as uncharacterized. Gene Ontology annotation, molecular function: DNA-directed RNA polymerase activity; DNA binding; ribonucleoside binding. The coding region runs from base 203 to 3907 and encodes 1234 amino acids. Gene Ontology annotation, biological process: DNA-templated transcription. The record is from RefSeq and is a predicted model, not a curated record. Lineage: Eukaryota; Fungi; Ascomycota; Sordariomycetes; Sordariales; Chaetomiaceae. The transcript has 2 exons. Gene Ontology annotation, cellular component: nucleus; RNA polymerase I complex.